Molecule: messenger RNA, 1463 nt
Organism: Tupaia belangeri chinensis (Chinese tree shrew)
Lineage: Eukaryota; Metazoa; Chordata; Mammalia; Scandentia; Tupaiidae
Gene: COMT
Product: catechol-O-methyltransferase
Exons: 5
Coding region: 114-914 (266 amino acids)
Biological process (GO): dopamine metabolic process; developmental process; catecholamine catabolic process
Cellular component (GO): axon; dendrite; membrane
Molecular function (GO): catechol O-methyltransferase activity; magnesium ion binding
Source: RefSeq, a predicted model, not a curated record
GUGGGCACAUUCACCCGAGGCCUGAGACCUGCCCCCUGCUGGAGCCAAGACGUGGACCUGCUCCUGGUGCCCCGAGCCCCUGCUGAGGGGCUCUCCAAGAAGCAGGUGCCAAGAUGUCUGCGGCCACGCCCCUGCUGUUAGCCGCCGUCGCUCUGGGCCUCGUACUGCUGGUGCUGCUCUUCCGGAGCCGCUACUGGAUCUUUGUCGUCUUCUUCUGGACCGAGUUCAUCCUGCAACCCGUCCUAAACCUGUUCAUGGGCAGCUCCAAGGAGCAGCGCAUCCUGGACCACGUGCUGCAGCACGCCACGCGCGGGAACCCGCAGAGCGUGCUGGACACCAUCGACACCUACUGCUGGCAGAAGGAGUGGGCCAUGAACGUGGGCGACAGGAAAGGCCAGAUUGUGGACUCCGUGGUGCAGGAGUGCCGCCCCGCGGUGCUGCUGGAGCUGGGUGCCUACUGCGGCUACUCGGCCGUGCGCAUGGGUCGCCUGCUGCCGCCCGGGGCCCGGCUCAUCACCAUCGAGCUCAACCCCACCUAUGCCACCAUCACGCAGCAGAUGGUGGAGUUCGCCGGCCUGCAGGACAAGGUGACCGUAGUGGUCGGGGCCUCCCAGGACAUCAUACCCCAGCUGAAGAAGAAGUAUGACGUGGACACGCUGGACAUGGUCUUCCUCGACCACUGGAAGGACCGCUACCUGCCCGACACGCAGCUGCUGGAGGAGUGUGGCCUGUUGCGGAAGGGGACGGUGCUGUUGGCAGACAACGUCAUCAUCCCGGGAACACCGGAAUUCCUGGCGUACGUGCGCGGGAACAACCGCUUUGAGUGCACGCACUACUCUUCCUACCUGGAGUACCGGUCGGAGGUGGUGGACGGCCUGGAGAAGGCCGUCUACGUGGGCCCGGGCCAGCCAUGACCGCCUGCCCUGUCCUGGGUCCUCGCACCAGGCCUGCUUCUAAAAGGUGCCACUGCCACAUGCCUGUUGACCCUGUGCUGCGGCCCCAGCGGAUCAGACACCAGCCCCCCCGCCAGGAACAGCGGACCCCCCAUGCAGGAUCACCACAGCAGCCACACGUAGUGAGAAAGGCCACCCGGGAGCCCAGGCAGGCAGGGGGUGCCCGGCCAGUAUACCUCACACGCACCAGCCUUCAGAGAGGGUCUCCACGUGGGCGGGUCUUUGGGCACAACUACCGAUUUGACACGGGAAGGGGUGGGGAAAUUGGAAACCUCUUGGCCUGCUGAGUCCUGUACUCAGGAUGUGGCCCGGCUACUGUCACCAGGUGGCAGCAGUGCCUCGGUGACAGCACUGCCACCAGCUAUAAACGCCGCGCUUCCGAACCCCCAAAUUUUCACCUUCUUUUUAAGAACAAAUCACACAUGUCCUCUAUUAAAACCGGCUAGCUGUUAACGUUCUUAUGUUUGAAACAAUGUAGAAUUAAAGAUCUAAAUAUUUAGAUACUAGAAA